This is a messenger RNA of Exaiptasia diaphana, 1304 nucleotides long. Its product is annotated as EGF-like repeat and discoidin I-like domain-containing protein 3. The record is from RefSeq and is a predicted model, not a curated record. Gene Ontology annotation, molecular function: calcium ion binding. Bases 12 to 1304 code for a protein of 430 amino acids. NCBI's taxonomy places the organism in Eukaryota, Metazoa, Cnidaria, Anthozoa, Actiniaria, Aiptasiidae. The transcript is spliced from 6 exons.
UUCAGUCAAGCAUGCAUCCAGCAAUGUCCUUAAAUCUUCAGAUCUUUGCGGUCGCUGUUUUGCUUUCCUGUCUGAGUUAUAGCAUUGUUGGUCAGACAAUCAGUGGACAGUCUGAGAUCUUUCAAAGUAAAAGACUUUCUUCCAAARAGUCAGAUAUUUUGAUMAAAAGCAARAAAGUAAGCAGCAAGCUGGAGUGUACAAUGAUUUGCUCCAGGACAGACUCCUGUCGCUCUGUCAACGUCGAGAAAAGAACCGGAGUACACAAGUUAGAUUGUGAGCUUUUAUCGAAGUCAAAGCGUGAUCCGAACACCAUGUUGGAAAAGAGAGACGACUACGACCACAUUGACAUGAUUGACCCGUGCAAACAUUCUUGCUUGAAUGGAGGAACCUGCACCGUUACGUCACCAACUGGAUAUACUUGCACAUGCGCAGCAGGUUUUAAAGGACAUAACUGUCAAUCAGAUAUCAACGAGUGUUCUGAUCCUCAAACCUGUCACGUUGAUGCUGAGUGCAACAAUACUCAUGGUUCCUAUUUCUGCAAAUGUAAAACAGGAUUCAAUGGAGAUGGACAGAAGAAUUGCUCAGAUAUCAAUGAAUGCGCUGCAAGUUCACACAACUGUGACUCAAAUGCAGUUUGCAACAACACCAAAGGGUCCUUUAUGUGUACAUGCAAGCCAGGGUAUGUAGGGAACGGGCAAGUUUGCAUUGCUACCAGAGGACUCGAGAAAUCCUCCAUUCUUUCUAACUAUGGUAAUGACAGCUAUCUGCAGGUCCUAACAACAUAUCUAGAUCCUGUAUUGCAAGAUUGCGGCACCAGCAAUUGGAACCUUUGCUGGCAUGCCAGGUCAGAUGGAUGGGACGUUGAAAAACAAUUUCACCCGAAAUGCGACGGUCGUGGACCCUCGGUUACCAUUGUUCGCGUCAACCAAUACAUUUUCGGGGGCUACACUGACGUAUCUUGGCACAAGAAUCUUGGUUGUACUUUUUCAAAUCAGUCGUUCCUGUACUCGCUGUACAGCAUCAAGGGAUAUCAACCCGUGAAGCUGAACCUGACAGGACUAGAUAACAACAAAUAUGCUAUUCUUGGUUAUGCUACGAAUGGACCAACUUUUGGCUGUGAUUAUCUUCGGCCCCCUGGCCUUUAUAUCUCAAAUAAUGCAUCGAGUAACUUCCAGUCCCACUCAUAUCUUGGCCAGCCUUACCAAAAACCCCCUAAAUGUAAAAUCUCAUGUAGUGAAUUCUUUGUUGGUAGCCGGUCGUUCAAACCAAGUGAUGUCGAAGUCUUCUAUGAGACUACGUCCUAA